AUGCCAGUCAACAGCACUGCCCUGCCUCUAGGCAGCAUCACCUACAUCGUCGUGGAGAUUCUCAUUGGGCUCUGUGCCAUUGCGGGCAACGUGCUGGUUAUCUGGGUCAUCAAGCUGAACCCCAGCCUACAGACAACAACCUUCUAUUUCAUCGUUUCCCUCGCCAUGGCUGACAUCGCUGUGGGUGUGCUGGUGAUGCCUUUGGCUGUGGUUGUCAGCCUGGGCAUCGUAAUCCACUUCUACCACUGCCUUCUCAUGACCUGCCUGCUGCUCAUCUUCACCCAUGCCUCCAUCAUGUCCUUGCUGGCCAUCGCAGUGGACCGCUACCUGCGGGUCAAGCUCACCCUGAGGUACCGGAGAGUCACUACUCAAAGAAGAAUAUGGCUGGCCCUGGGCCUCUGCUGGCUGCUGUCGUUCCUGGUGGGGCUCACCCCCAUGUUUGGCUGGAACAUGAGACACUCCUCAGAGGGCAGAAGCAGCAAUGAGACUGCCCUUGUGUGCCAGUUCCGCUCUGUGGUGAGGAUGGACUACAUGGUCUACUUCAGCUUCUUCACGUGGAUCUUCAUCCCUCUGGUGGUGAUGUGUGCCAUCUACCUUGACAUCUUCUACAUCAUUCACAACCGACUCAGCCAGAAUGUCAAUAGCUCUAGAGAGACUGGAGCCUUCUACGGACGGGAGUUCAAGACGGCCAAGUAUUUGUUUCUGAUUCUCUUCCUUUUUGCUUUGUCCUGGUUGCCUCUGUCCAUCAUCAAUUGUGUCCUCUACUUCAAUGUUGAUGUGCCACGAGGUGUGCAAUACUUGGGCAUCCUGCUGUCGCAUGCCAACUCCAUGAUGAACCCCAUCGUCUACGCUUGCAAAAUAAAGAAGUUCAAGGACACCUAUCUCUGCAUCCUCAAAACCUGUGUGCUCUGCCAGCCGUCGAUUUCUUGA
Molecule: messenger RNA, 930 nt
Organism: Sorex araneus (European shrew)
Lineage: Eukaryota; Metazoa; Chordata; Mammalia; Eulipotyphla; Soricidae
Gene: ADORA3
Product: adenosine A3 receptor
Exons: 2
Coding region: 1-930 (309 amino acids)
Biological process (GO): G protein-coupled adenosine receptor signaling pathway
Cellular component (GO): dendrite; membrane; synapse
Molecular function (GO): G protein-coupled adenosine receptor activity
Source: RefSeq, a predicted model, not a curated record